AUGCCCGGAAUUGCCAUGGAUGGAAUUCAAGAAUCUGUGUCGGUUAACGAGAACGGAAAUUCAGUCACCGGUAAAGAAAAUCCGGCAGAUGAUAACUCGACCCAACAGGGCCAUCAGAACGGGAAUUCUGCAGAAAAUGUCGAGAAGGAAAUCGAGACCUCCAUCGACCAGCUUUACGAAAAUGUCUGUGAUAUGCAGAGCUCUGACAGGUCACCUUCGAGGCCCAGCUUAGGAUCCGAAGGCGACGAGUCCCGGAUCGACUCCGAACUGCGGCAUCUCGCGGGCGGCGAGAUGAAAGAGGUUGAAAUAAUCGAGCAAGAUGAGGAUCUCCGAAAGGCUGAAAAUGCCCCGGAAAAGGAUAGUACCCCGCCCGCAGUGAAACCCGAUAACCAUAACCCCAGAUCGUCAAGACGGGCCUCCCAUUCAAGCCCGAAAAGCAAAAGCCCGGCAAAAACUUCCGAACGGGCCGCGAAAAUCAAGAAAUCGGCCAUGAAGCCACAGGACGGGCUCGAGAACCCGCUGGAUAACCCGGAUCUCGGGCCCUUCCUUCUCAAGCAGGCCCGUGACUUGAUGUCGUCUGGGGAUAAUCCACGAAGGGCACUCGACUUGGCCAACCGUGCCGCCAGCUCGUUCGAAAAAUGUGCUGGCGGGCAAAAACCGACCCUCGAGCUCGUCAUGUGCCUCCACGUGUCGGCUGCUAUACACUGUGCCCUCGGCCAAUAUGCAGAGGCCAUUCCCAUUCUCGAGCGCUCGAUCGAGAUACCCGAUAUCGAGGCUGGCCCAGAUCAUGCAUUGGCAAAAUUUGCGGGCCACAUGCAGUUAGGAGACACCUACUCUAUGCUGGGCCAGCUCGGACGCUCGAUUUUAGCCUACUCAGCAGGUCUCGCAAUUCAGAGGCAGGCCCUUGGGGAAAACGAUCCUCGAGUGGGGGAAACGUGUCGGUACUUGGCCGAGGCCCAUAUUCAGGCUAUGCAGUUCGAUGAGGCCCAGCAAGUCUGCCAGCUGGCGCUCGACAUCCAUCGGGGGACUGGAUUGCCGGCAUCCCUCGAGGAAGCUGCUGACCGGCGGCUAAUGGGGAUGAUCUGCGAGGCGAAAGGUGAUCCCGAGGGUGCGCUCGAGCACCUCGUUCUUGCCAGCAUGGCGAUGGCGGGAAACGGGCAGGAGUCGGAAGUGGGCCCGGUCGACUGCAGUAUUGGGGACGCUUACCUGUCCCUGAACCGGUAUGACGAGGCAGUUUUCGCGUACCAGAAGGCCCUCACAUCACUCAAAUCGACACGAGGCGAAAGCCACCCAGCCGUGUCUUACGUUUAUGUUCGCCUCGCGGAUCUUUAUAACCGAACCGGAAAUUUCAGGGACUCAAGAUCGUACUGUGAGAAUGCGCUCCGAAUAUACGAGAAGCCCAGCCCAGGGACUGCCCCGGAGGAGGUGGCGGGCGGGCUAGCCGACAUCUCCGCCAUCUACGAGUCAAUGGGAGAAACCGAGCGCGCGCUGAAGCUUCUGCAGAGGGCGCUCGGAAUUUAUAAGGACACUCCAGGUCAGCAGAGUACGGUUGCGGGGAUUGAGGCUCAGAUGGGGGUUAUGUACUAUGUACUGGGGAAGUAUAGUGAGUCAUAUUCGUAUUUCAGAAGUGCAGUUGAGAAGCUUCGGGCGAGUGGGGAAAAGAAGUCUGCGUUUUUCGGGAUUGCUUUGAAUCAGAUGGGGCUGACUUGUGUGCAGAGGUAUGCGAUUAACGAGGCCUUGGAGUUGUUUGAGGAGGCAAAGGUGAUUUUGGAGAGGGAAUGUGGGCCUUGCCAUCCGGAUACGCUCGGAGUUUAUAGUAAUCUUGCGGGAACUUAUGAUGCAGUUGGCAGGCUGGAUGAUGCCAUUGAGAUGCUCGAAUUUGUUGUUGGGAUGAGAGAGGAAAAACUCGGCACAGCAAAUCCAGAUGUCGAUGACGAGAAGAAGCGAUUGACUGAGCUGCUGAAGGAGGCAGAAAUGCGGCUUAAGGGCUCGGUUUUGGUGAAGUGCUAUAUUACCGAGCUUAUGGGCCUUAGCCCAGAGCCCGCUAACAUGAUGAGCUUCGUCCUGCGGGUCGGGGAUUGGUGGGCAAUAGCUUCCCCUAAAACGGACAUUUGGAGUUAA
Messenger RNA from Striga hermonthica, 2121 nucleotides. Lineage: Eukaryota; Viridiplantae; Streptophyta; Magnoliopsida; Lamiales; Orobanchaceae. The record is from the annotation of a GenBank genome assembly.